Chroicocephalus ridibundus (black-headed gull) is the source of this 4448-nucleotide messenger RNA. RefSeq names its product phosphatidylinositol transfer protein alpha (gene PITPNA). The coding region runs from base 150 to 965 and encodes 271 amino acids. Gene Ontology annotation, biological process: phospholipid transport. Gene Ontology annotation, molecular function: phosphatidylinositol transfer activity; phosphatidylcholine intramembrane carrier activity; phosphatidylinositol binding. NCBI's taxonomy places the organism in Eukaryota, Metazoa, Chordata, Aves, Charadriiformes, Laridae. Gene Ontology annotation, cellular component: cytoplasm. The record is from RefSeq and is a predicted model, not a curated record. The transcript is spliced from 12 exons.
GCUCCCGCCGCCCCAGUUCUCCCCCCCCCUUCCCUCCUCGGCCUCCCCCCAUCCCCGUCCCGGUGCGGCGCGGUCCAGCGGAGCGGCCGGGAGGCGCCUGUCACCUUCAGCGGGGCCGGCCCGGGCGGGAGGCGCGUGGCGGCGCCGCCAUGGUGCUCAUCAAGGAAUACCGCGUUAUCCUGCCUGUGUCUGUGGAGGAGUAUCAAGUGGGACAGCUGUAUUCUGUGGCAGAAGCCAGUAAAAAUGAAACUGGUGGAGGUGAAGGAGUGGAGGUCCUGGUGAAUGAACCCUACGAAAGAGAUGGAGAGCGUGGGCAGUACACACACAAGAUCUACCACUUACAGAGCAAAGUGCCAACGUUUGUGAGAAUGUUGGCCCCUGAAGGAGCUCUGAAUAUACAUGAGAAAGCAUGGAAUGCCUAUCCCUACUGCAGAACUGUUAUAACCAAUGAGUAUAUGAAGGAUGACUUCCUGAUCAAAAUUGAAACCUGGCAUAAAUCAGAUCUUGGAACACAAGAGAAUGUUCAUAAACUGGAGCCAGAUGUAUGGAAGAAUGUAGAAGCUAUUUAUAUAGACAUUGCUGAUCGGAGUCAAGUACUUCCCAAGGAUUACAAGGCAGAAGAAGAUCCAGCAAAAUUUAAAUCUGUCAAGACUGGACGUGGGCCUCUGGGUCCCAACUGGAAGAAGGAGCUGGGGAAACAGACAGAUUGUCCGUACAUGUGUGCUUACAAACUGGUAACAGUCAAGUUCAAGUGGUGGGGUCUGCAAAAUAAAGUCGAGAACUUUAUACAAAAGCAAGAAAAGCGUCUCUUCACAAACUUCCAUCGGCAGCUCUUUUGCUGGCUUGAUAAGUGGGUUGAUCUGACUAUGGAGGACAUUCGUAGGAUGGAGGAGGAGACGAAGAGGCAACUGGAUGAGAUGAGAGAAAAAGAUCCAGUGAAAGGAAUGACGGCUGCAGAUGACUAACGUGACUUCUUCCUUGUGCACUUUUGCAAGACAGUCAUCAGGAAGGCCCGGGGAAUCCACGCUCUUGACUGACGGACCAUCUCUGGAUCAAGCCUUUCUAUAUCCAAUCGGCAGGCGAUUUUAAAUCUCCCAUAGCUAAUUCUAGAUGCCCCUUAAUAUUGUGAGCAAAUAAACCGUCUGGUACUAAGCACUCCAAUGUUAGCACGUAUAUGAAGGAGGUAGCUCCUUGGAGACGUGUGACUUAGAGAUCGCUGUAUUUACAACUCCUCCCUCCUUUUUUUUCAUUGUGUUCAGACCAAUUUCCAUGUGGCUCUCUUUGAUUUCCAAGUGACAUUUUUAGCUAAAAUAGUCUUGUGAUGUGGUGACUUAGAUUUUUUUCUUUUUUUUUUUUUUUUUUUCAAGUGGGAUAAACUGCCACCUUUGUUCCUGCCCAGCCCUUCACCAUUCUUUGAAUGUCUAUUUGGAGAGGGAAACUGUCAGUAUUUUAGAGUGCAAAACUAUUCCACAAAAUGCUAUGCUCUGAUCCUUGCUCCCAGGGUAAGAAAUUUAAUAGCAUGUAAUCUGAAUACAUAAUCAGGAGUAGCCAGAUAUAGUUCUUGGUCUGUGAUGAAUUGUGAUGCGUUGCUUCUGCACGGCAUUACUUUGUUCUGUCUUAGCAUACAUGAAUUAAAGGCUGCGCAGAAGCUGCAUUCAGCGUCCCUGUGCUAGGGCCUUCAGCACAUAACUGUUGAGUUUCAAUUUAGUGGUACAUGGUCCCUUUGGCCCAUGUAGCUAUGUUGUCCUUCAGCUGUGUGUGUGUCCGUCUUACAAAAUCAUUAUGAAAAGUUGCUUGACGUAUGUUGCAACUUCCUGGUUAUUUACUAAGACUUCCCAAAACUUAACAAAGCUAAAAUUAUUUUGACUAAUACUAAGGUGAUUCUCCCUGGGCAAAUUGGAAUGUAGCAAAAGCUGGUGUACAAGUAAAGUCUUGGCAUCUGAUUACAUCCAGGUGCCUGGGUCAGUGGUUCUGCUCAGCAAUAAUAUUCUUCUGAUUGCAAGACUGACUAAAAUAUCUCCUUUCAUGCUAUAAAAAAGACACUUAGAAAGACCUGCAGUUGUUUUUUAGGGUAUCUGUCAGUUGUUAUAAAUUACAAAGGAUACUGUUAAUGUAAAGAGCUCUGGUUAUUUAAUGAACUCAAAUACUUACUGUAACUAUCCUUACGUUGAUAUCAGCUUUAGACAAUCAAAUAAGUAGAACAGAAUCAAAGAAAUGUUGCUUUAUUAAAAUACAUAUGAGGAAAAAAACCACUUUUUUUUUGCUUAUGCCUAAGGCCCAAUGUUUGAAUUUUUUUUUCCCUUUUUUUUUCUAGUAGUAAUCACUUCAUUUUCCACUUCUGUAUUUGGCAGCACUAACACGAAAUACUGAAUGCCAAACACAGUCGUGGGUGUAUCACCACUUUUGAGGAGUCUUCUUGGCAUUCUGGUAAUACAUCCGACUCCUUCAGCCCUUCACAUUCCUGCAAACAGGAGAUCCUGAAAUGAUCCCAAGCCGUGCUGAACAAGUCCGUGCUGGGAUCUGAACUGUUUUCAGUACGAGGGAAGAUGAGGCGUGCUCUGGAGGGAGAGGAUGGCGUUUGGUUUCUGGGGAGGGGGCAGUUUAUCCCUUUAUUUUCAGUUUGUUAUUUUGCCUUACUCAUGUCUAAGUGCAAUAAGCUCUGAAUUGUACCAGUAACUCUGGCAGGCUCUUCUCAGUGACCUCAGACAGUUUUGCGGGGUGGGGUUUGAGGGAUUUUUAGCAAUCUCACCAGGUAGAAGUAAAACAAAUUUACUGUAAAAUAGGUGAAGAAACUAAAUUUUAAUCUGCGAGGCUAUUUGGGACCAGGAUGUUUUGUGGCAUCUUCCUAUAGCUGUUCAAAAGUAUUAGAGGAGUGUAGGGGCCCCACUUAUAGUUUGUUCAGUUUAAAGUAUUUUUAACUGAGAAUUUAUGCACUGACUUCCGUUUGUGUUUGUCGGUUAUGUUUUGAGGGAUUCUUACACUCAAGGACAACCUGAGAAUACACAUAGCACACUUGUUCUUUCAAUUUGUGUUAUCCAAGAGGCUUUCUGUCCGAUGACACUAAUCGCUAUGGAAGCAGAUUGUAACAUUCCACCGUGCAAACCUUUCUGUUUGAUCCUCUGAUUUUAGAGUAAGAGCUUUUACACAAAGCUUUCCUCAUUAGUGGAAAAACUAGGGGGGGGGCGGAAAUAAUAAUAAUGCAGGAGCUCUGGCCUGAAUACUUCCCCCCUCCCUGCCCCUUGCUUUUUUUUUUUUUCCCUUCCAAUUUAAUCCACGGUGAAAGCAUCCCUCAGCCUUGGGGUAGAUAAAUCCUACAACAACCGUUGGGUCUCGAUGCUUGGUUCCUGCUAGUGAGCGUAGCGAAGAUCAGGCACCAUUUUGGCUGUAUUUUGGCUUUGGCAAGAGCUCCUCAGCCUGCUGGCUCCCGGCAGGGCGAUGGCUGGACUGUGGGUGUUGGGGGGCUGUGGUCGUGCCCUGACCCUCUCCCCACCACCCUGGGUGGGUUUGAGGGUGAUGGCUGUGCCGCGACCCUCUCCCCACCAGCACUGAGUGGGUUUGGGGGUGAUGGUCUUGCCCUGGCCCUCUCCCACCCCAGUGCUGGGUGGGCUUGGGGGCAAUGGCUGUGCUGUGGCCCUCUCCCCUCACCACACUGGGUGGGUUUGGGGGCGAUGGCCAUGCCAUGGCCCUCUCCCCCCCCCAGCGCUGGGUGGGUUUGGGGGUGAUGGCCAUUCCCCAGCCCUCUCUCCCCCCAGCGCUGGGUGGGUUUGGGGGCGAUGGCCAUGCCCUGGCCCUCUCUCCCCCCAGCACUGGGUGGGUUUGGGGGCGAUGGCCAUGCCCUGGCCCUCUCUCCCCCCAGCGCUGGGUGGGUUUGGGGGCGAUGGCCAUUCCCCGGCCCUCUCUCCCCCCAGCGCUGGGUGGGUUUGGGGGCGAUGGCCAUUCCCCAGCCCUCUCUCCCCCCAGCGCUGGGUGGGUUUGGGGGCGAUGGCCAUUCCCCGGCCCUCUCUCCCCCCAGCGCUGGGUGGGUUUGGGGGCGAUGGCCAUUCCCCGGCCCUCUCUCCCCCCAGCGCUGGGUGGGUUUGGGGGCGAUGGCCAUUCCCCGGCCCUCUCUCCCCCCAGCACUGGGUGGGUUUGGGGGCGAUGGCCAUGCCCCGGCCCUCUCCCCCCCGCCCUUGGUGGGUUUGAGGGUCCGAGGCUGGCACCUUGCCUCAGGCCGGUUUGCUGGGGGGUUUGCCCCCUGUCCCCACACCGCAGCUCUCUGGGUUCAUCCCCGCUGGGCCUCCCCGCCACAUUCUGGGUUCAUCGUGCUCUUUCCUUUGGCGACACACACUUUGUAGAAUGGGUUAGAUUUAUCUCGUUGUUUCUUUAAAUGUGAGUUUGUGCCUUUUUUGUCUCCUAAUCUUCCAAUACCGGCAUAUUGGAAACGAAAUCUAAUAAAAUACUAGACAGAG